Pundamilia nyererei is the source of this 4180-nucleotide messenger RNA. RefSeq names its product regulatory factor X, 1a (influences HLA class II expression) (gene rfx1a). Gene Ontology annotation, biological process: regulation of transcription by RNA polymerase II. Gene Ontology annotation, molecular function: RNA polymerase II cis-regulatory region sequence-specific DNA binding; DNA-binding transcription factor activity, RNA polymerase II-specific. The transcript has 19 exons. Lineage: Eukaryota; Metazoa; Chordata; Actinopteri; Cichliformes; Cichlidae. The coding region runs from base 325 to 3333 and encodes 1002 amino acids. Gene Ontology annotation, cellular component: nucleus. The record is from RefSeq and is a predicted model, not a curated record.
UUUAACUGGGAGCCUCCACCUCUGGGAUUUUCCACAAAUGGGCGUGGAAGGCUUUGUAGUAAAAUUUUCCUGGAGCUGUCACUUUAAGACAAUUUGGCAGCUCUCAGCCAAUCACAACAGCAAAGGGGGAGGGAAGGGAGCGGGUGGGUAGCAACAGUUGCCCUGGUGAGGACGAAGCGCCAUAGCCACGGUAGCCCUGGCGACAAGAACCCAGCAACGAGAAUCAACAACAACAACAACUGAAACCGCCAUAAAAAUAAAAGAAGAUAUUUUGCCAGUGGGAAAUACACACGUGGAACCAGAGCCUGAUUCCCUGCUCUUGUAAUGGCCACUACAGGCUACGUAGGUGAGAUCCAGCCAGCGGCCCAAACUCAGGGGACUGCUGUCACUGUGACAACGGGUCAACCUGAUGCCAGCUCCACCCCUGUAACUGCCCCACAAUUUUUGGCUGAGAUUCAGACUACUGUGGCUGCUCCCUCUGUGGUCACACCCACAGGCCAAACUACUCCCACAGAGCAAGCCGCUUCCAUCACCACCCAAAAGCCCGCUGCUAGUCAGACCCAGUCCACAGUGCAAGCCCAGCCAGCUCAGACGCAGUAUGUGACUGCAGAGAUCCAGGGCUCCCCCACGCAGUCAGGAAAUGCUCAGAGCACUCCACAGUACAUCGUUGUUACUGUCACAGAGGGUUCCCUUCACUCAAAUGACAGUGUGUCAGACUCCAGUCCACCUCCAGCUGUGGUGCAGACUGGAGUCCCCACACAAGUUGUUCAGCAGGUGCAGACAGCUCAGCAGAGGUCAGUGGUGCAGGCCACCUCCCAGAUUGCCAAAACUGAGCCAGGCACACAGCUCAGCGUCACCAGUCUACAGCCUGUCCACAUCACCCAGGAGCUUCCCCUUAGCACGGAGGUGACCGGUUUAGUCAGGGAUAGGAAACUAGAAGAUUGGCAGCUGCGUCAUGAGGCAGAGGAGUCAGUCUGCCUUGCCUGGAUGUCAGCAGACUGCGUAAACGGCUACUGCUGCAAACCCGUCUACCUCCCCUUGGAUGAGUAUUGGCAGUCACUGUGCAUGCUCUCUGUGCAUGCUGAGAGAGAGAUAGGCUACCCUGCCAUCCUCAGCUCAGGUCCCAAUCAGCCACCUCUGCACACAGCAACCGCCGCUUUCCAAGUCCAGCAGCAGCUCACAUCAGUGCCAGUGCAACAUGUGUACACCAAUCAAGUGCAGUAUGUUGAAGGAGAAGACAACAACUACACCACCAGCACCAUUCGCUCUGGCACCUUCCCUUACACCGACACCCCUUUGUACACCCAGACCACCGCCGCUCCAUAUUACGAAGGUCAGCCGACUUCCGGCACCCAGGCCUCCACGCCCGGCACACCUCUGACUGUGUCCGUGACAGCCGGCACCACAGCGGGCGUCUCGAUGUUCGUGGCCCAGCCUACCACCGCGGCGGGGGGAGGGGCCACAGUGGUGACGGCAGGCGGCACGACCAACGGGGCCGGAGAAGGGGCAGGGACCAACGGCGGCGCGGCAGGCAGUUAUGUGAUCCAGGGGGGUUACAUGCUGGGCAGCGGCGGCAGCAGCAGCAGCAGCGGGUCGGCAGCUGGCAACAGUCAGAACUACUCACACACUGCCCGCGCCUCUCCGGCCACUGUGAGUAUUACAGAGGGCGAGGAGAGUAGCGUGCCGUCGGCAGACAAGAAGGUACAGUGGUUGCUGGACAACUAUGAGACAGCUGAAGGAGUGAGUCUGCCCCGUUCCACCCUUUACUGCCAUUACUUGCUGCACUGCCAGGAGCAGAAGCUAGAACCUGUUAAUGCUGCGUCAUUCGGGAAACUCAUACGAUCUGUGUUCAUGGGGCUACGCACACGGCGUCUGGGCACUCGGGGUAAUUCUAAAUACCACUAUUAUGGGCUGAGAAUCAAAGCGGGCUCUUCUCUUCUCCGGCUGAUGGAAGACCAACAACACCUGGCUAUGAGGCAACAGCCGUUCUCACAGAAACAGAGGUUGAAGCCUGUUCAUAAGGUGGAAGGAAUGACCAAUGGAACGGCAGCAGGAGCAGGUCAGCAGCAGCAACAGCAGCAGGGAUCGGGCCACGUGGAUAUCAGCACCCAGGUUCAGCAGUACCAACAGUUCCUUGAUGCAUCCAGAGCUCUCCCAGAGUUCCCAGAGAUCGAUCUCCAGGGGAAGUCUCUGCCAGAGGGCAUUGAGCUGGAGCACAUAAAGAGCUUUCAGCUGCUGUACAGAGAACAUUGUGAGGCUAUUCUCGAUGUGAUGGUUAACCUGCAGUUUACCCUAGUGGAGACUCUGUGGAAGACCUUCUGGAGGUUCAGCCAAAGUCAGGCCGGAGAUGCCACGUUGGCCGUUCACGAUGAGUCAGAGAAGCGUCUCCCUAAGUCCUGCCUGGUGUUGCUGUGCAAAUAUGAGCCAGUGCUGCGCUGGAGCCGCGACUGUGACAACAGCCUCUACCAGGGCCUGGUGGAAAUCCUCAUCCCUGAUGUCCUCAGACCCAUCCCCAGUGCCUUAACUCAAGCCAUUCGCAACUUUGCCAAGAGCCUGGAGAGCUGGCUGACCAAUGCCAUGAUGAACAUCCCUGAGGAAAUGGUCCGCAUCAAGGUCACAUCAGCCAAUGCUUUUGCUCAGACCCUGCGCCGCUACACCAGUCUGAACCACCUGGCCCAGGCAGCCCGUGCUGUCCUCCAGAACACGGCUCAGAUCAAUCAGAUGCUGUCCGACCUCAACCGCGUCGACUUUGCCAACGUCCAGGAGCAGGCUUCAUGGGUGUGCCGGUGCGAAGACCGUGUGGUCCAGCGGCUCGAGCAGGACUUCAAGCUGACCCUCCAGCAGCAGAACUCACUGGAGCAGUGGGCCGCGUGGCUCGACGGUGUGGUCUCCCAGGUCCUAAAGCCCUACCAACAGAGCCCUGCUUUCCCUAAAGCUGCCAAGCUCUUUCUGCUCAAGUGGUCCUUUUACAGUUCCAUGGUAAUCAGAGACCUCACCCUGCGGAGUGCCGCCAGCUUCGGAUCCUUUCACCUGAUUCGUCUGCUAUACGACGAGUACAUGUACUACCUUAUCGAGCACAGAGUGGCCCAGGCUAAAGGAGAGACCCCCAUUGCUGUUAUGGGAGAGUUUGCCAGCUUAGGCCGAGGUCUGAACCAGCUGGAUCCGGAUAAAGAAGAGGAAGAAGAAGAGGAGGAGGAGAGUGAUGAAGAAGGUCAGGAGCUGUCCCUUCCCUCAGACGGGGCCGUGCUCGGAGAGGAGUCUCUGGAGCCGCCUGCCAAGCUGGCCAGAACUGACCAGAGAGUUCUCUUCGCCACCGGGUCAGCUGACAACUAGCCGCAGUGUAAAUGACGUGCUGAUCUCACAGACACACACGCCGAUGUACAAAGAACAGUAAUUUAUACCCCCUGACACCUGUAUAUAGAGCUUGUUGAGGUGCGCCCGCGUGCACUCUCGCUGCAUAUGGUUCUGUUUGCGUGCAGUCCUCAGGCACACACAAUCAAAACACACUCAAGUCAGUAACUGCUGCUGCCCGGAUGGCACAACCACCUGUCGCCACCAUUGAUUACUCCCACAGUCAGUGGCGUUUUGUAACAGGACGUGGCUUCAGAAACCCGGGGUCUCUUGAUGCAGAGAGGACCUUCAGUUGUAUGAAUCUGUAAAAACAAAACAAACUAAAGCCAGGCACUUCUUUUCGUUUAUCUCCUCAUCGCGCCGCAGCCUCGCUGUUUUUCCCUCUCAUUGCUGUAAAACGAAUGCUCGCCCUCCCACCGCUGUCACUGCCGUAUCAAAGUGGUCUUUAAAAGGUACUGCGGGGUGUGUGUGUGUUUGUGUGCGGAGCGGACCGUAAGCGGUGUUUGAAUUUAGUCACUACUUCAUUUACCGCUUUGUGGGAGCGUAGGGUUUUUUGUUGUUGUUGCUUUUUCUUUUUUUUUUUAAAGACAGCAGGCGACUUUUUUGUGUGUGUCAGCUUGUACGAGCACUGUGGUCACACCGCUCUGCUGUUAUUUGUAGAGGCCGAGUGAACACGCGUUUUUACCCGGUCGUGCGCGUCUGUUUGCGUGACUCAUGCCGAGUGGUGACUGUUGUGUAGAUAUUUUCUAGAGCAUUCAUGGUUUGAUUUUUUUUUUUUUGAUGGCGUGUGCAGAUUUCCUGUGUGAUUCACCUGUUAAAAGACAAAAAA